Molecule: messenger RNA, 2910 nt
Organism: Tigriopus californicus
Lineage: Eukaryota; Metazoa; Arthropoda; Copepoda; Harpacticoida; Harpacticidae
Gene: Rcd6
Exons: 9
Coding region: 1452-2837 (461 amino acids)
Source: RefSeq, a predicted model, not a curated record
AGGGUGAGUCAGAGAAAGAAUCUUGGAGAUCAACAAGUCAGGGCAGGAAAGUGCCUACAUAGAACAACUUCCACACACUCGCUGCUCAGCAGGUGGAUUACGGGUUUGUUCAUUGUGUACGCCAAAAACCACCUGUAUGAGGUGGUGCCUAAAUCAUGGCUUGGAAAAGCCAGAGGAGCCCUGAAGUCCGUGUGCAAACUUCCUUACUCCCUUCCUAAGUUUGGCGGUUCAAGUCGUCUUAAGACCACAUCAUGAGUGAGUUGUAGAAGUUGUAGAAGGCCCUUGUCGGAUAGUUAGUUAUCGAUGGCUCGCUCCUCUUUCGUGUCAGUCAGUCAGUCAGUCGCGUCCAGGAGAGUGAACUGGAAACAUCUCUCAACGCUUUAAUGAAUUUUAUGGUUGCAUUCAUCUCAGCUCGUUCCCUCUGUGUGCUUGGUGGUUUCGUGGCUUGGUUAUUUCUCCGAGUGUUGUGAUUCCAUUGAAGGUACUUACUUGCAUGUCGAAGGUGGGAUCAAUGAAACUUGGCCUCUCCCUUCUCCACCUCCUCCUCCUCCUCCUCGUCAUCAUCAUCAUCAUCAUCACAUUCAUUCAGGUUUUGGGUUGUCAAGGACCAACAACAAGCAUUCACCCAAAGAAAAGUGGUGCCAUAUUUCCAUCGCCCCAUGAAUCAAAGUCAGUGACAGUGUAUUGUUGAACCUCGGCAUUCGUCGGUAUUCGGCUCAAAAUCUCUUCGUCAAACCCACCGAAAUUUGUUGGAAAGGAACGUGCUUGCUUGAGGAGCUGGUAAAAACACAGCAAGAAUAAUUGCUUCGUCAGAGUGACUCGGCGAAACGAAAUGUCCUUUAACUGAAACAGACAAAUGGCGACGGUUUGGCACCAAUUCGUCCUCUCCUAAUGCCCUCCUUUGAUUCUCUGGCAGAUCCGGAAAUUCUCGAGCAGAGUUCAAGAGAUCAAGUUGGAGAAAUCCGAGCUCAAGCCAUGAGAAACAUUGAACCAUUGAACACCAAGGUUGUUGGGUAAGAACAGGGUGGUGUCUUGUUCACUUGGGCCUGGAGUCAGGCAGUCAAAGAGGCCAUGCCGGAUUUUAGGGCCAUAUUUUAGGGCCCUUUGAUGCCUGUUUUCGUGAUCAAGAAUCCUCCGUGGUGGUUUGGUGGGACACAGCUUCAAAUGGAGGGAUGCCAUAAAUUCAGAGACAUGACAUUUCGUGAGGGAUUGGUUCGUGAGAACGCAGUUUGCGUUUCGGAUGACGACAUGGACGUAUGAAUUCCGAAUCAUGAUUGAUUUCAUCCUUCAAUCUCAUUGAGAUUCAUUGAAAAGAGUGGAGCUUCCAAACGAUCAAACCCGCAUCAACGAACGAUUGAUAAUCCGAAAAGAGAAAGAAAAAAUACCUAUCGAGGAUAACUGUCGCCCUCCAGGACCCAAACAAGUCCAUUAUUCACCCAUUCAAAAUAGCCAUGGCCACGAGCUCGUAUAUCAGUUCAUGCAUUUGUUGCUCACUUCUAACGGGAUGCAUUUUCACCGGGAUUGUUACUAUGUUCCUCUACUUGGCUGCCUUCGUCAUUGAAGUGUGGUGGAUUAUCGAGGCUGAAGUGCAACUUCCAAUCCCAGCUUACCUUUUAACUCUGAUCUACUUCUUCCUGACGAUUCUGGCCAUCUCCAUGUUGGUGGGACUACGUACCAAGAAGACCCGGCUCGUUUUGGCAUGGAUCAUAUUCUUCCUGUUGUCAGUGAUCCCAGAGGGAGGCAUGGUCCUCUUCAUGUCAGUCUACUCUUGGCAUGGCGGCGUCUAUGGAGUGAUUGAACUGACAAUGUGGGUGUGCCGAACUUUGAUAAGUGUUGUGGGAACCAUGUGCAUCCACUCGCUUUAUUGUGCCUGGAAAGAUGAGAAAUCGGUGCUCCGAUCACUUCAAGAGCUGAACGUGACCAGCGGCGAUUUCCAUCCCCAUGGCAUUGCCGGUGAAUACCAACAGAAGCUGGCCGCCAACUCAACGUUUCUCGGCUAUCAAAAUGAAGGCUUCAACGGAAGCUUUCCAAGUCAUAUCCAUCCGUCGGGAGGAGGUCAACAUUCCGCCUUGGCCAUAACCAAAUACAGCUCGUCCUCGACGUCCGCUAACUCUAAGCCUUCCUAUUCUAAAUCCCUAAAAAGAUCGUCGUCCGCCGCUUCGGGGGGAUUCGUUUCCGCAUCCAGGUUGAGCCUGAAUGAUAUUGGUUUGGCACCCCAACAAUUCAAUCACAUGCCAUUGUCAGAUCAGCUGUCGACUGUCCAGCGUCAGCUGUCAAGAUUGUCAUUGAACAUCACAGAUUCGGGGUACCGGAAGACCGAGUUCGACACGUCCAAGUUCUCGCGUUCUCUCGUGUCCAAAAGUCGUACGCUCUCGCAAUGGGAUCUACCCUCAUUUGGAAUGGACCCUGAUGCUCCAGUGUUCCUUCAAUCGGGAACCUAUGGCAAGGGCGGGCAGUCCAUCAGUGGAAUCCAUCAAAGCCUAUUGUUGUCAGGGGAUCGGAAAACGACUAAGAGUUCACUUCAAUGGUAUCGACCUCGGUCGCUGGUCAAUUUAGAAGACGAUACCUCAUCCAUUUGGUCUGGGAUUGGACAGCCUGUAUCCCAGUAUAACAGCCUAAACCGUCAGAAGCUGUCGAGUCAGUUCCGAGCCCAAUCUCUAGGGGCGUUGAAUUUUGGACAUUUGAACGAAGAGGCCCUACUUCAUGGCAGCGUCGGGCCCUAUUUCCAUUUUCGGCCUGAGGACCGUAGGCCUCGAGACUUUCCCCAGGGGGGAAGUCGAAUAUCACUUGGACAGUACUCGGACCACAUUGACCGAUACCGUGAUGUGGCCCUUUGAUCCAUGAUCCCACUUAGUACACCUAUCUCUAUCUCUCUGUCCAUGAAAAAUAUACCCAUAUUUACCUAGUAGA